GCGCUCCACUCAAAUUAUUACCUGUAAAUUGGUUUUCUGUCUGGUAUUACUAGCCUGGUAAAGAAAGCGUAUGAGCAAUAAUACACACGAAAAGUUUCUGUCACUUUCUUUUCGUUUAGUUUCCAUCUGUGAACUAGAUUAGGUCUGCGUAAACAUCUGUUGUGUAAACGGUUGUUUUGAUCUCGGGUUAAAUAGUGUGAUAAUUUGCGUACACUAAUCCUGUCUUUAAGUAAAAUAAUAUGUGAUGUGUUCAUAGGUAAAUAUUUCCAGCCUUCCCAUUUUAAUGUGUCAGAACAUGUUUUUCUCCUAAGGAAAUAUCUAAAUCAAAGAGAUGUCGUCGUUUAAUGUAUAGUGUAUGGGGAUUCUAGUGUAUAGAACUCUUCUUUUAUCUACGUAGGUAAAUUUUGCCCUAAUGCUAAUAGUUUCUGCCGAAGAAUAUAGUCAAUACUUAUUCUGUUGAUCAGUAGGAUACAAAUUUUCAUAGUUUCUUAUUUUCGUUCAGGUAUUCAAUUAGAAUAGUUGUGUUUAUUGUAAAAACAGUAAAAAACACAUCUGCUAUGCAUACAUGUGGUAGCUAGCCUUAGCAACGUAGUAAACAUCGGCUGAAGUUAACGUUAUUCUGUAGCUUUGGUUUACCUACUGAGAGCUCUCAGCGAUGAGUAGUUAGAUCCGGUAUCGAGAAAGUCCUCUUUUCCCCAGAUUUAAUGGACCUUAUUCCCGUCUUUUAUUUCAAGUGCGCGAUUCAGCAUGGUCUUUGUGUAUAGAAAAUACUGAAUCCAUUCCUAAGUACCAAACAAAUUUUCCUCAAACUCAUGAAGUCGUUCCUAGUCGGUCGUACAUAAAACAGAACCCCGUAUAAUUAUGUAUCUACUGUAAUUUCUUGAAUUAGGGAGUUUGCAUGCCUCUGCACACUUCAACCUUACAAUAAUAAGACAGAUUUAAACGCCACUCCACUACCCUUGGCACAGAGAACUGAUGCCUUUAAUCUUUACAUUGGAAGCGUAUCUAGUAACUGCAUGUAUCUGUUUACGUGUGUAUUUUUUUGAUGAAAACAGAAGCUGUACCAUACUCUAGUCAUAGAUAAGUUGUAUAUGAUUGGUCUUCUGACUCGAAAAUUAUGACUUCUUUCGGAAAAUAUGUUAGUAAUUUUGUCAAAACAGCUGUUUCGUCUAUUUCUCCUAAUAAAGUAACACCUUACACUUUAAGCCAAUACGAAUCUGAAUAUGAAAAUUGUGAACAAUUACUACAACAAAAGUCAAUUUAUUAUUUCUACAAAGUGGCAAAUCAUUUUGAUAUGGUUUACUUACCUGGAUCAGUUGGCAUUCCAGUCAAUGGAGAGACUGUUUAUGCUUACAGUUUAUUUAGAUUUCAAGGCGAACAAGAAGCAGGCGUCGCUGUAUUUUUAAGAUACAUAGAAGUUUUGGAUCCUCUGCAUUUAGCCUGUAUGAACAUGAGCUUAUCCAUUGAUCGCACAUAUUUGGAGAAAAUAACUGCACACUGUCGAAACCAAUGUGGCUGGUCAGCUGCUCAUGUAGCUGCAGCAAUGUCUUGGCGUGAGGUUUUCUUAAGCGAGUCAGUAAACGGUCUUUUAAAUGAAUAUGAUCCUCUUUCUGGUCUAACUCCACUACGAGUCGCAAUCAAAGAGAAUGAUGAAGAGACAGUUCAGUCUUUAGUAACUAUGGAUAAUAUCAAGGCAACUGAAAAAGAUGAGGAUGGUAAUACUGUUCUCCAUUUGGUUUUGGGAGAUACUUCGGCGAAAAUUUUAUCUCUUCUUCUUGAUAAUCUUCAAAGCUUAGACGUGAAUGCUUUGAAUAACAAAGGUGAAUCUCCUUUACAUAUUGCCUGUCGUAAUAAUUCUAUGGAAUGCAUUGAAAAACUGCUUAAAGCUGGUGGUAAUCCUAUGAUUGGUGAAUUUGAAUCAUUUCCUAUUCAUAUUGCUGUCAAUAAUGAUUCACUUGAAUGUGUUAAUCUACUUUACACCUAUUGUCCUAAUUGUAUCAAUCUACCAGAUUUAAUAAAUCACAAUACUCCAAUUCAUUUGGUGCAUAAUCCGAAAAUCUUUGAAAGACUGUGUGAACUUGGAGCUAAUUUAGAUGCACGCAAUGAUUUAGGAUUGACUAUUUUACAUAUGAAAGUACGCGAUAAUAAUUUCGAAGAUGUUUUGGCCUUAUUAGUUCGUGGUGCUGAUCCAAAUUUACGUAAUGCUAGUGGAGCAACUCCUUUACAUUAUGCCAUGACUUAUAAUGCAUCGAUUCAUAUUAUUCGUGCAUUAUUGGCAUUUGAAGCGGAUCCUUAUGCUCUAAACAGUAAUCAGCACAGUUGUCGACAUUUAUUAUGUUGUAAUGCUGAGAGUUAUGUACCUUCACCUGAUCGAGACUUAGCCCUGUACACUUUGGAUGCAUUAGGUAUCAGUCGAUGUCCUCCUGGGACUGUGGAUUGUACAGAAGGUUGUAUGGACCUAGAAUGUGCUGAAAAACGUAAUCUAUCUGUAUUUAAUGGUACACCUCCAGAAGUAGUUCCUCAUUUAGCAGAUAUCACACGUGAAUCAAUUGAAGAAAUUCUCUUAUGCACUACUUCAGUUGAUUAUAACCCUUCACUUCAAACAAGUCAAAUGACUCAAUCUCAAACAAUGUUGAAUAAUGACUUAUCAAAUGGUAUGAUUCCACGUUCAUACAAUUCUCAUUCAGAAAACCAUGAUGUAAAUCAGAGUAAUAUUAAACAGCGACAUUCACAACAAUUUUCACAUACUCCAAAGUCGCAUCGACGAAUGGUAUCUUUACCAAAUGAUAAUAGUGUACAGUUAGUCAGUCAAUCCCUGUCUAACGGUAGUGUACACCUGGCAUCUUUUAGUGUUCCCUCUGACUCAGAAACUGAACUCACAUCGAAUUCACAUUCAACUGAACAAUUGGGUCAUACUAAAUUUACUAAUGUAACAAAUAAUUCACAACAAUCCUCUGACAAUACAAAUCCCAGGAAAGUACAUUUACCAGUAGAGGCAACAUGUAAUUUCAGGCCUACAAAAUGUAAUUGUGAUCCUUCAGUGUUCACUAAACGUAAUGGAAUACCUAUGGAUUCAGGCACACCAUCAAUAAUAACAACAACAAAUUGUGCUACUGCUAGUACCUUUGACACUGUUCCUACAAACACUGAUAUUGCUGAUAUAUCUAGAAAUAAGGGGGAUGAUUUGGACAAAUUCGCCAAUCAUAAUCAACUAUCUGACUUAAAUACAUAUGAUGAUGAUCAUAAUCAUUGUAAUUUUACCGGUAAUCAACAUGGUCUUAAGAAAUCGAAAAAAUGGAAAGUUGGACCUAAUGGCCUCCGUGUUCUAUCACUUGAUGGUGGUGGUAUGCGUGGAUUAGUUAUCGUACAAUUACUUCGUGCUUUAGAAAUAGCAUCUGGAAAGAAAAUUACAGAAUUAUUUGAUUGGAUCAUUGGUACUUCAACUGGUGCAGCGAUAUCACUAUUUCUAGUAUCUGGCAAAUGUUUACAUUGUUGUCGUACAUUAUUAUUUCGAUUCAAAAAUCUUGUCUUCUGUGGUAAACGACCAUAUCCACCGGAACCAUUAGAAAUGUUAAUGCGUGAUGAAUUCGGUGAUAAUACUGUAAUGACUGAUUUAAAAACAGUCAGAGUUGCUGUAACUACACUUGUCAGUGAUCGAUGUCCACCAAUAUUGCAUAUGUUCAGAAAUUAUAAAUCUCCCCGUACUCGAAUACAACAAAUUUUAGAAACACGUCAAUCUGGAUUAAAGUCUUCUGUGUAUCAACGAACAAACAGAAGAAACAGCGGAUUAACUCAUCGUCAGUCUACUUCCGCCCUUGAGCUUGAUCGUGAAACUCAAUCUACAAAAUCAUCAACACUUUCAACUUCUCAAUCUAUUUUAAAUUUUUUCUCAAAUGCUCAGGGAUUGUUAAUAGGUAGUGAAACAAGUACCAACCUUUCAACAUCUGACACUGAAUUAAAUAAUCCGUUUGAACAAAUGCCUGAAGAUAAUGAACAUCCAAUUUGGAAAGCUGCUAGGGCUUCAAGCGCUGCACCGACAUAUUUUAGACCUUGUGGGCGUUUCUUGGAUGGUGGAUUAAUUUCAAAUAAUCCAACACUAGAUAUUUUAACAGAAAUUCAAGAAUUACAACUUUUACAACGUUUAAAAGUCGAGUUGUUGAUCGUGCUAGUGCAUGGUGUGGUUCACUUGCAGUACCAUUCUUUCGAUUAAAUCCUCCAUUAUCAACUGAUAUUAGUCUUGAUUCUACUGAUAGUAAAGAACUUUUACUAAUGAUUGUUGAAACUCAAACUUAUUUACGUCGAGUUCACGAACGGAUUGAACUGUUAGCUUCAUUGUUGCAAUAGGAUAUAUUCUUAUGUAGAAAUUCACUUGUUUUACAGGUUAUUUUUUGAGAUAUUUAUAUAAUGAUUCGUUGAUUAUGACCAUUAUUAUCAAAUAAUUUACUAUUGUUCAGCAUACAUACUUCCGUCAAAGUUUACGGAAAAAUAAGAUUCCCUGCUAAAAGUUAUUGUUCCAAUUUUUGUUCAUCAAUUCUUGACCUUUGUUUUCUAAUCAUUUACAAAGCUUUCGGAAUUUCUUUUUAUAUCUUUUAUUCAUCGUACAGAAUUGAUUUUAUUUAUACUUUGAGUGAUAACAUUUUAAUAUCUUAUUUUGUGAAACAAUUUACGUGAUAAUCAGUAUGCAUACAUAUAGACAUACUGCUUCAAACUUUUCCCCAUCAGCUUAUCUAUUUUUUUUAAAAAAUUCCGAUUCCGAUUUUCAAUGUCUUAAGAUCAUCAAUUGAUACAUUCG
Molecule: messenger RNA, 4792 nt
Organism: Schistosoma curassoni
Lineage: Eukaryota; Metazoa; Platyhelminthes; Trematoda; Strigeidida; Schistosomatidae
Source: the annotation of a GenBank genome assembly